Messenger RNA from Cimex lectularius (bed bug), 2001 nucleotides. RefSeq lists its product as uncharacterized. The transcript has 14 exons. The coding region runs from base 334 to 1956 and encodes 540 amino acids. The record is from RefSeq and is a predicted model, not a curated record. Lineage: Eukaryota; Metazoa; Arthropoda; Insecta; Hemiptera; Cimicidae.
UCAGGGCUUGACAUAUGAAGUGAAAGCGGGCAAGUUCCGUGUGAUGUUAAAAAGCAUAGCUUUCACUUUUGAACGAUAUAACGGACGGUAGAUUAAGAUUUAUCUCCUUUCAUUUAUCGCUGUUUACAACAAAUUGAGAUUAAGAAUAAGCGUCAUCUUUGCCGUACACCGCGCUCUAGAACUGAUACCGAUUACAAAUUUUAUGUUGCCAAUUGUCAACAUAACAACAUUUAUAUCUGGUUUGUUUUCUUGGGCCAGUCAGUUCAACUUAAAACAAUGAUCUCUUAACCAAUGAUACAUUAAGCACACUUGAAGAAAACAAGUUCAGUUAAAAUGUCAUCAUCAAGGGUAGUAAAAACAUCUAUGAAAUCUGGUCAACUGAACAGUUCUGACAUCACCAAAUUGAAUUUCCUAUUCAAGUGUGAUCUCUUUAAUCCUAUUUAUAAUAAUUUCCGCCCUACGUAUUUCCAAUGUAGUAAAGAAUCAGCAUGUGAUGAUGCCCACAAGACAUGUUCGAGUCCAAUCAAUAAUACCAUAAAAGAAAUGAUGGUUUGUUUAAUUGAUGAUAAAAACUGGUUUCCUCUUUACCAGUCGUUGAUAAUAAAUGUGACACCAGAUUACUACCUGGACGAACAAAUAUUUCGUACUAUUUUGUAUGCUCUCACAGAUUUAGAAGAUGAAUCACUUUAUCAAAGGUUUGUCGAAUGUUUAAAAGUUCACUUAAAAAUUCACUCACCUUGUGAUAAAAAUAUGAAAGAGUAUUACAGCAAAAUAAUCAACGACAAUUUAACAAGUCAGGAUUGCAACAUUUCAUUUUUAUUUUACAAUCUGCCAAAAGUUUUGGAAGAAUUGUCUGUUAUAAUGGAAACACUAGUGCCUGUUAAAAGAAAAAUGUCUCUCGAGGAAAUGGAAGGAGACAAUUUCAAUGAAAAACGAGUCCCUUAUUCGUCCACCAAUUUCUCAUUAUUGGUUACACAGUUAGUAGAUAAGUUAAAUGAUCCUUCGUGCAGCCAAAUUGCUGAAAAACUGCCAAAUGGGCUAAGCUCUGUUGAAAAAUUAGAAAGACUCUUUGUUAUUUUUGACAUAUUCAUGGACAUAAUCGACCAGGAUUUAUAUAUGUUUCUAGUGCGAAGAGCAAGAAUAUAUCUUAAAAAAAUGCCAAGGUCCAGUUACCCCAUGAUAGUGAAAACAGCUUGGCCUUCACCCAAGGAAAAAUUUGGUUCUGUUAACCAACAUUGCAUAUGCAUUUUUAAACUUUUAACAAAUGUGCCUGAUGAGUACAACCGAUACAUAUAUAGAUAUAUUUCAAUGCUAGCCGAAAUAGCAAGGAUUAAUGAUAAAAACAGGAUAAAUGUUUUUCCCUAUUUUGGUACACUUUGUAUGACAUUUGCAUGUCAGCUUGCUUUGCACAUUUCCAAUACAAGAAAUGAUUCAGGCAUGGUUGAUAUAAUUAAAAUGAUCUGUCCUAUGUGGUUGAAAAUGCUUGUUUGCUAUAAUGUUCUUGACAUUAAGACAUCAACUCCUGAUAAGAUUACAUUAGACAGCAUUUUACAGGCUGUGAAAGAAAAAUUGACGAAUAAACUACUUAAGGAAAAUGAAAAAGGUAAUACGUUUAAAAAACAAAAAAGAUGCUCUAGGAAAUCACAAGAAUUAAAUAAAGAAGAGAAACCAACCUACACAAAUGAAUAUGAUAAGCAGAUUCGAUUAUUCCAUCUUCUAAUAACAUCUUAUGUUAGAAUUUACCAUAUAAAAUCUCCUUUCAACAAAAAUUCUUCAAAUCAAGAUUUAAGUUUAGAAUUGGAUCCUUUAAUUACAUUUGAUUAUGCUCAAAAUGAUCUUGAUAAUAUUGCUUUUAAUGAGUUGUUCCUUCUUAUCGAACAGUUGCAUCUCAAGUAUAAGGAUAGUGAAGUUCAGUAUACGUACAUGUUUUUAAAAAAUAGAAUGAACAUCGCAUGAGAUACAUCUGCAUUUUGUAACACAAAUAUACACAUUUUCUUGUUA